AUGCGCGGAAAAGUCAUUCUUGAAGAGGCCUUCGACCUCCCACGCUUCUCUGAGAAGGCCCGUUGGUGGGCUGGUCUCUUCAGCCCAGAGCCAGAUCGCCACCUCUCAGAAAUUAUGGAUCUCACAGAUAUCCGCCUGAAGCAGGCUGACAAGCACGGAGUUGGGUACACGAUACUUUCGUACACUGCUCCCGGUGUUCAAGACGUCAGCGACCCUAAGGAGGCCCAGGCUUUGGCCACCGAGAUCAAUGACUACGUCGCGGGCCAGAUUAAGGGCCACGAGGACCGUUUGGGCGCAUUCACGACACUAUCAAUGCAUGACCCCAAGGAGGCAGCUGCCGAGCUUCGCCGCUGUGUCACCCAAUACGGUUUCAAGGGCGCGCUGGUGAAUGACACCCAAAGAGCGGGCAAGGAUGGGGACGACAUGAUCUUUUACGAUAAGCCCGAGUGGGACGUCUUCUGGCAAACUGUCACCGAGCUCGAUGUCCCAUUCUACCUCCAUCCUCGCAACCCCACAGGAAGCGUUUUUGAGAAGCUGUGGAAAGACCGCCAAUGGCUUGUCGGUCCACCACUCUCGUUUGCACAGGGAGUGUCAUUACAUGUCCUGGGCAUGGUGACUAACGGAGUUUUCGACCGCCACCCAAAACUCCAAGUCAUCCUGGGCCACCUGGGAGAGCACAUCCCCUUCGACAUGUGGAGAAUCAACCACUGGUUCGAGGAUGUCAAGAAGCCGCUGGGCCUGGACUGCAAGAAGACCAUCCGGGAGUACUUCAAUGACAACAUCUGGAUCACAACGAGCGGCCACUUUUCUUCCACCACGCUCAACUUCUGUAUGAAUGAGGUCGGGUCGGACAGGAUACUGUUCUCGGUGGACUAUCCUUUCGAGAAGUUCGAGCCGGCUUGCACCUGGUUUGAUAACGCAGAGAUGAGCAUUCCGGACAAGGCUAAGAUUGGCAGGGAAAAUGCGAAGCGGCUGUUCAAACUAGGGGCAUAUAAGGACAGCAGUGAGAAGGUCAUCUAA
Molecule: messenger RNA, 1020 nt
Organism: Diaporthe batatas
Lineage: Eukaryota; Fungi; Ascomycota; Sordariomycetes; Diaporthales; Diaporthaceae
Exons: 2
Coding region: 1-1020 (339 amino acids)
Biological process (GO): secondary metabolic process
Cellular component (GO): cytosol; cytoplasm
Molecular function (GO): hydrolase activity; carboxy-lyase activity
Source: RefSeq, a predicted model, not a curated record